Messenger RNA from Nezara viridula (southern green stink bug), 324 nucleotides. The record is from the annotation of a GenBank genome assembly. Lineage: Eukaryota; Metazoa; Arthropoda; Insecta; Hemiptera; Pentatomidae.
AUGUCAAGCAUCAUUUACCGAGUAUUUUUCCGAAAAUCUCCAAAGGUUUCCCUGAGACCGACGAGUAUAGAUCUGGUGGCAGCGAAGGUGAUCCUCCUCCUCGUGACGAACCUGGCCGGAGCGCUGACCCACUACCCGAGUGAGCUGGCCAAGAGGCAGGCCUUCCUCGAGACCAGACAGUGCGUCAAGUUGGGACGGGUUUUGGUUGAGCUGUUCCAAUCUGCUAGGGAUCGACGCUCAAAUAUUUCUAUAGUCAUGAAUCCUGUUUACAUAAGUUCUACCUGCCUCUCGUACUACAGAACGUAUACCAAUCAGAAAGCUUAG